This is a messenger RNA of Schistocerca cancellata (South American locust), 1996 nucleotides long. Its product is annotated as probable E3 ubiquitin-protein ligase makorin-1. Gene Ontology annotation, biological process: protein polyubiquitination. The record is from RefSeq and is a predicted model, not a curated record. The coding region runs from base 185 to 1591 and encodes 468 amino acids. Lineage: Eukaryota; Metazoa; Arthropoda; Insecta; Orthoptera; Acrididae. The transcript has 10 exons. Gene Ontology annotation, molecular function: ubiquitin protein ligase activity; metal ion binding.
AGUAAAAGUCUUUGAGUAUCCAAAGAUGUAAUGUUAGAGGGUUUUGAAUUGUGAUGUUUGAUACAUUAAGCAGUUGUUUGCAUCGGUGCGAAGUGGGUUUCAUGUGGUGGUGUGAAAGAAGCGGGCUGUGAAGAAGUGCAAAACUUUUUUGUUCAAACCACCGAAAUUCAUUUAGAGACCCAAAAUGGACAAUCCAGUCAAAAGUGAUAAUAUGAUGGAAGUAAAUGGAGUUGGAAGCAAUAGCAGUGAUUACACUACUGAUGAUAGCUCAGAAAGCAUCAGUCCAGAUGAUGGAAGUUCAAGUCAAGACCAAACAACUGAAGAGAUACCCACCACAGCGGAUGAUGUGCAAAAUGAUUCAUACCAUCACAGUAGACGUGAAGAAUCUGUUUUAUUCAGUGAGAUUGAUAAAAUGCGUUUAGCAGACGUUGGUGCAAGUGACACUCCAAAUGGAACUGAUGGUGUUCCAGAUACAGAAGUGGGCAGACAAUGUCAGAAUCACAAUGGGCAAGGCAGAAAUGCCUUCACACAUUUUACAUCUGAGUGGUCAUCCCUGUUGGAUAAAAUAGAGGACUCUGUUGAAAAAGUAUCAAAGAAUUAUGAAGGUUGGAGACCUGAAACUGUUGGGCAGCAAACUGGAAAUAGUUAUUGGCAAUAUCAGACUGAUAACCUUAGUACUCCGGGAACCAGCAAAAGCUCUGUGUCUUUUAUGAGUGAAGAGCAGGCAGAUAAGUGGGCAAGUGCUCCAGAGUUCCAUCCAGCAUUCACAUCAAGGACGGGACGAGUUAAGACAUACGCUGAGGCAGUAGAUCCCUAUGCACCGAGGACACGAACAAAACUUGCUACAGGUGUACAGUUCUGUCCAUAUUAUCAUGUAAACAGAGCUGAGUUGUAUCUUUGCCCAUAUCUGCAUGGUGAACUUUGCCAGAUCUGUCUUAAUACCAUACUAGAUUUUGAGGAUACUGAAGAGAAACGGGAACACAUAAAGGGUUGCCUUGGAGAACAAGAAAAGAGGAUGAAGAUGUCCCUUGCCAUCCAGAAGUCCAAAGGGAUCACUUGCAACAUAUGCCUGGAACCUGUGAAAGAAAAGACUGCAGGAGAAGCUCGUUUUGGUCUAUUACCAAAUUGUAAUCACUGUUUUUGCAUCACGUGUAUACGAAAAUGGAGGCAGGAGACACGAUUUACAAGCCAAAUAACCAGAUCAUGUCCCAUAUGCCGAGUAGAGUCUCCAUUUGUAUGCCCUAGUUCUUUCUGGGUUGAAACUCCUGAGGAGAAAGCAGCAGUGAUAACUAACUACAAAAAAGCACUGAGGGUAAAACCAUGCCGACUGUACAAUUUUGGAAAAGGCAAAUGCCCAUUUGGGGAUAAAUGUUUCUACCUACAUACAUUGCCAGAUGGAACAAAACCAGACCAUCUCGAUUUCAGAAGACCAAAGCGUAUCAAUGCAGAAGGAUUGCCACAUUUUCAGGAUUAUGUUCUUUGGGACUUCAUUGCAAUGAGGGAUGACCCAGAAAAUUACCAGCCAUCAGUGCCCGCACAGUAUCCACAGAGCUUGGAUUCAUCGAGUACAGAAUCUGAUGUUUCAUACUGAAGCAACGCCUUCUACUUUGUGCAGAUACCCAUGAUCUUGCUGUGCAAACAACUGUCCCGAAUUGGGUAUCUACGGAAGUGACGCUGGUGUAUAGGAAGACCUGUGUUGUGAACAGAUCAAACAAAUACUAUAGCAAUAGUGAUGAGUCACAUAGAAAUAUGGUAACAAACUGGAAAGUGGAGGGGAUGUUAUACCAUUUCAUAGUUACGUGGCACUGCUGAUGGUUGCAUACAGUCCGUGAAAGCUGGGACAUUGAUGGGACACGUGUUGACUGUGAUCUGUGUCAGUACAUGCACCUGUGCUGUGCUAAUACCUCAUAUAUUUUUCAUCCAAUUAUAUUAAUUUAAAAUGUUUGAAUUAAUGUCUUUGUCAUGUCCACUGCAAUGUAAUAAAAUAUGUAACUCA